Messenger RNA from Syzygium oleosum, 1160 nucleotides. RefSeq names its product lipid phosphate phosphatase epsilon 1, chloroplastic-like. The transcript has 4 exons. The record is from RefSeq and is a predicted model, not a curated record. Gene Ontology annotation, molecular function: dolichyldiphosphatase activity. Gene Ontology annotation, cellular component: intracellular membrane-bounded organelle; endoplasmic reticulum membrane. The coding region runs from base 209 to 1111 and encodes 300 amino acids. Lineage: Eukaryota; Viridiplantae; Streptophyta; Magnoliopsida; Myrtales; Myrtaceae. Gene Ontology annotation, biological process: lipid biosynthetic process; protein N-linked glycosylation.
ACCAAAGAACAAAAGGGGUGACUUGGAUCCCUCUCAGAAAACGGCAUUUAGGUUUGCAUUGCAUCCAAGUUUCCUCCUUUGGAACUUCCCUCUCGGCAGCCAAUCGCCGAAAGCCAUUAAUCCGUUCCUCUUCAAUCAGAAAUUUCACCCCACAUAAUGAAACUUGCGGAUUUCGACAUGUCGAUCAAUUUUGGCCUCUUCUCGCUGCAUGUGCCUCUGUUUCUCUGCUCCCACGUUACCCAAGAUGCCCACCUCUGCGGCUGUUGUUCACCAACCGAGAUUUAAUGCCUUACCCACGUCUCCUUCUUCUUCAAAGUACAAAUCUUUGAGGCCGAAUCACAUUUUGGCGUUCGACUUUCGCCGCUUGAAAUCGAUUGGCCAUGGUGGGUCUGGCUCGAGCGUGCUCGCCAGUGGGAAAGACGGAGUCUUGAGUCGGAUGCGCAUGGCUGGGACCGUGAGAGCUGCUUCUUUCAGGAGCGGUAGUGGCAGCGACGAGGAUGUUAGGAUUCUUGAGCAGGAAGGUUUUACGAAUGGGUCGGCUGGUUUCGUGGCUGGUGGCUUGGAAUCGACCCUUAAUCGUCUGAGCAAGUGGCUUGUUGCUGGUGUUUUUGGUGCCAUCAUUUUAUUGAGGCAUGAUGCUGAAUCUCUGUGGGCUGCUAUGGGUUCGGUUGUAAAUACCAUUCUCUCGGUCGUACUCAAACGAAUACUGAAUCAAGAAAGGCCAGUGCCCACCUCGAGAUCGGACCCUGGGAUGCCAUCUUCGCAUGCUCAGUCCAUCUUCUUCACAGUUGUGUUUGCCAUUGUAUCAGUAGGUGAAUGGUUUGGAAUUAACGAGAUUACUCUGAUUAUCAGCGGGCUUGUUUUGGCAUUUGGUUCAUAUCUGUCAUGGUUACGGGUCUCGCAGCAACUACAUACAAUCAGCCAGGUGGUCGUGGGCGCCUUCCUGGGGUCGGCUUUUUCUGCAUUGUGGUUUUGGUCUUGGAGUGCUUUCAUGCUGAGAGCUUUUGAAUCGUUUUUGUGGGUUAGAAUCGUGGUCAUUCUGGGUGUAUCUUGCUUCUGCCUCGGGUUUCUUUUGUACGUAAUUCGGUACUGGCUACGCGAUGAAAGAUGAACUUUGACCUAUGGUUUUAAAUGAGAUGAUCACAUCGAUUCACUCCCUA